Molecule: messenger RNA, 2845 nt
Organism: Gasterosteus aculeatus aculeatus (three-spined stickleback)
Lineage: Eukaryota; Metazoa; Chordata; Actinopteri; Perciformes; Gasterosteidae
Molecular function (GO): GTP binding
Source: RefSeq, a predicted model, not a curated record
CGGACUGACUGCAACCAAAGUCCAACGUUUAUGUUUAUGUUUGAUCAGACCACCUCAACAUGUGACCUUAACUUAGCUAACAGGUCUCUGCAGCCACACUCAGAGGAACACCUAGAUAUAGCUUUAACGCAGAGAAGAACCGACCUCCAUUAUAAGGUCCAGAUCUCUGGCGAUCGGGAAGAGAAGAGACAAGCAUUGGAUAUGGAGGGUGAGAAGGGAGGAAAAGACUGUGACGCCAGAUGCGCUGAAGAACUCCGGCUGGUCCUCGUCGGAAAGUCCGGCUCCGGCAAGAGUGCUUCUGGAAACACCAUCCUGGGCCGGAGGGAGUUCCUGUCACAGAUCAGUGCGAGCUCAGUCACCCAGAUUUGCCAGCUUGGAAGCUCCGAGCUGGCAGAGGAAGAGGAUGCUGAGGAGGAUGGACAGACCGCCGCCACACGGAGGAGGAGGACGAGGAGAAUCACGGUGGUCGACAUGCCGGGGUUCGGGGACACUCACCUGAGUGAGGAGCAGAUCCAUGCAGAGGUUGCCAAAUGUGUGUGUCUCUCUGCACCCGGGCCACACGCUUUCCUCCUGGUGGUGCCGAUCGGUCGCUACACAGACAAUGAGAACCAGGCUGCCUGCGAGUUGACCAAGAUAUUUGGGGAGGAUGCACUCCAUCACCACACAGUGGUUCUUUUUACCCGAGGUGACGACCUGGAAGGUAUCGGGAUUGAGGAUUAUCUGUGGCAGACUGCACCUGCUGGGCUGAAGGCUUUGAUUGACAGGUGUGGGGGCAGGUACCACGUGCUUAACAACAAAGACUCCAGUAACUCGGUGCAGGUUAAAGAACUCCUAAUGAAGGUGGACAAGAUGGCGAAGCAUACUAGAGAAGGGUUUUACACCAAUGGCAUGUUUUUGGCAGCAGAGACUGCCAUCAGGGAGGAGCAGAAGAGGAUGUUAAGUGACCGCGGGCAGGCAGAGGGGGAGGAACGAGAGAGAAACUAUGGCAGCAGGGAGGAAGAAGCUAAACUGUCAAAGCGAAGAAAGCGCGACUUUGAGUCGAGAGCAGCAAACACCGAUAGAGAGUCAGAAGGGGGCAGGAGGAGGGAGGUUGAGAGCGAUAAUGACGAGGAUUUCAGGGUGGAGAGGUGGACAGAGGAGAGCGGAGGCAACGCCUUCAGCUUCCUGAGGGACAAGUUCAGAGGCAGGCGCAGGGCGGCGAGCAGGCGGCAGUCCAUCCGCUCGUCCUUAACUCGCAUGAGGAGGGAGGCUGCGCUGUCCGCCGAUGUGCUGCAGAGAAUUAAGACCCUGGUUGCAGCUGGAGCCACCGGCAUGGCCGUGGGGGCAUUGUUUGGGGCAGUCGCCCCCUUGGCCGCCUCAGCCGGGGCAUCUUUGGUUGGGAGCUCAGUCGGUUUCGCUGCGAGUCAGUUCGCCGGGAUGUCCGUAGCGGGAGGCACCGGUGUGGGGAAAGCCGUGGGGGCGAUCGUGGCGGCCGCUUCGGGGAAAACCGCGGUGGCUCUGGGCGCGGCAACGGGCGGAGUUUUGGGCGGUUCCGUCGGGGCCAUUGUUGGUGCUGAGGCUGUAAGUCCCAGGGAGGGUGCUCUGGAUGCCCUGGGGCAGGUUAGUCUCAUUGGGGCCUCUGCAGUUGGAGUGGCCGCAGGUGUGGGAGGCACCAUGGGAGCCGGGGCCGCUUUAAGCGCAGCCAUGGAGGGAGCAGCGUUCAGCACGGCGGCCCUUUGCGGAGCCGAAACUGCCUCAGCGGCAGUAGCAAAGGCCUCUGUCGCUCAGAGCAGUUUAUCCUCAGUUGCAGGGCCGCACGCGAUGGCCGCUGUAGGGAGUGUAGCUGCAGGUACGGGGACUCCUCCGUGUGCUGCAGCCGCAGGAGCCCUGGCUCAGGAGAUGGCUGCCAAUGUCCCACUGGCUGCUGGGUGUGGCCUAACAGGGCCGUGUGUGGCGUCGGUGGCCAGCAGGGUGGUGUCAGAUCCCUGGGGCAGCGUGGCGGUAUCGUCACGCAUCCUGACUGCAGUUGCUGACAUAGGCAAGGCUGCAGCAGGCAUUGCUCUGGCUGGUGGUCUGGUGGUGAAGGUGGUGAAGGAAAGAAUAAGAUGUGGCACAGGAACAACAGAAGCCAGUUACUCAGAGAAGAAGUCGUACGAGGUCUACUGGAACAAAUGAAUGAGGUCAACCCCAGUCGUCACACGGAGGAUGAGCUCAUCAUUGCUAUUUUUGGCCCCGGCCUUCUAAUAACGUAUUAGACUCAACACUCUGUAGCAGCGGGAGUUAUGACUUUGCCACAGAAAUGCGAACCACCUCAAAUAUUCAAUCACAAAUUACAAUAGAUGAGAGAGAGAGCAGAAUUUGUAAUGCAGAUAUUGGUUUGAAGUAUUUGAGCUGAUGAACCGCUUCAGGGACAUUUACAAUGUUGUGUGGGCUGACUAAUGAAGACAAUCACAUUUUUGUCUGAAUCAAUUUUUAUGCGGUUGUUAUUCGUCUCACGGCUCGUUGGUUUUGAACACAACCCUUCACACCCAUUAUACAAAUAAAAUGACUAACUGAAAUAGGCUGACAAAUGUCGGUCACAGAGUUCGGCUGUGUGUGUUCAGUCUAUCGGAUGAUAUUGAUUUCAUGAAGCUUUACAAUUUCACCCUUUGUCCUUUCUAAAAGAGGAUCACUCAAAUAAGACAUUUAGCUGUGUAAAAAAAGUGUUUGUACUUACAGAUGAAAGUGGUUGGUUGCCUUGCAGUGUUUCACAUCCUGUAUAUGUAAUACAUUAGGUAUUGACUCAAGUUUUGAGAAACAAGAUUUCAACCAACACUGUCAAUGUGUUAACUUUGCUGCAGUGAAAUAAACAAUUAAAAGUAAAAAA